Penicillium cataractarum is the source of this 315-nucleotide messenger RNA. RefSeq lists its product as uncharacterized. Lineage: Eukaryota; Fungi; Ascomycota; Eurotiomycetes; Eurotiales; Aspergillaceae. The transcript is spliced from 2 exons. Bases 1 to 315 code for a protein of 104 amino acids. The record is from RefSeq and is a predicted model, not a curated record.
AUGCAGUCCUCACCGUCCAACGUCCACACCUUCCACACCGUCAACAAGCAUCUCAAUAUCCGUGAAUUACAUGGGAGACACCGGUGUGAACAGACAAUUGCAUCUCAUACUGACGGGUCGCCUGCGAUCCAAUUGUCUCUAUUCGCAAAGACAAUACGAGCUUACAAGAUCUAUCUCUACGUUUGGACAAGCCAGAAUCGAGAAUUUGUCUUCAUUGCUAUGCUAUCGACUUCCCCCAUGGUUCGGGCCUACAUAAUGUACCCAGAGAUGAGUCGUGCAGGUCUUGGCUUCUUCAAGCGCCGAAGCGAUGCUUGA